CAAGAUUCAAUUUCAAGUUACAAAGCUGCCAUAUGAAGUCGGAACGUGUGUGUAUUUAAUUAUUAAUUGGAGUUAUCAUUUGUGCUCAUAACUUUAAUUAAUAUAUAUAUUUUUCGUUCUUUUCCACAAUGCCUGAAAAUAAGAAUCUUGUUCAAUGUUACAACAGGGGUUGUGGUCAACUUUUUGAUCCAAACAGCAAUGACAAAGAGGAAUGCUGUCAUCACCCUGGUGCUCCUGUAUUUCACGAUGCCUACAAAGGAUGGUCCUGCUGUAAUAAGAAAAGUGUCGAUUUUACCGAGUUUCUUAACAUAAAAGGAUGCACAUAUUCUUUACAUUCAAAUACGAAACCCCCAGAACCAGAAAAGAAGGUUUUAGAUAAAGAAUUGGAAAAGAAGGAGGUUAUAGAAGUAAGAGCACCUAUUGUUGGGCCUCAGCUGCCAAGGCCGCCAUUUGAGACACCAGUUGUGACUUUGGAAGCAAAAGUAGCUGAUUCUUUAAAGCAAACUGUACUUAAGACGACACAGCAAGCUGCUACGACAGAUGAUGGUAUUGUUGCAAUUGGUACAACAUGCAAGAAUGGUGGAUGUAAUACGUCUUACGAGGGACCACAAACAAACAACGAUAUAUGUAUGUACCACCCCGGCUGUCCCAUCUUCCAUGAAGGUCUCAAAUUCUGGUCCUGUUGUCAGAAGAGAACCACUGACUUCAAUGUGUUCUUGAGUCAACCUGGUUGUACAACUGGCACGCACAAAUGGUUUAAAGAGACAACAGCAGCAGGGACAGUAAAAUGUCGUUGGGACUGGCAUCAAACCCCUGAUUAUGUUAUAGUCAGUGUAUACGCUAAGAAAUAUGAUCCAAUCGCUAGUUUUGUUAAAGUGAAUCCAAUUCGGCUUAAUGUCAAGUUGUUCUUCCGUGAAGAAGGAAAUGCCGCAUUUGAACUAGAUUUGGAGUUAAGAGGAGUCAUAGAUAUAGAUAAGAGUAGUGCUUCAAUGUUGGGUACUAAAGUUGAGAUUAAAUUGAAAAAAGCCGAGCCUGGUGCUUGGAGUAAACUAGAUUUUCCUAGAAGUACACCUAAAUUGGAAAAACAAGAAGCCCCAAAGCCAGAAGUAGAUGAAGAUGACUCCGUAGAUUUGUCUACAGUUGAGGCUAUCCAUUCAAUGGGCAAAGUUAAUGUAGCUGGCUGAUAUUUAGCAAAAAAUUAUUAUUUAUAUUUUAGAUUAUUUUUUAUACAAAAUAAAAUGUUUUCAUGACAGUCACGGAUGAUUUAAAUUGUGCUAUUUGCGAUUGGCUUUUUUGAAAAUAAAAUUGACUAAAUAUUU
Messenger RNA from Colias croceus (clouded yellow), 1319 nucleotides. RefSeq names its product cysteine and histidine-rich domain-containing protein morgana (gene mora). The record is from RefSeq and is a predicted model, not a curated record. The transcript has 6 exons. NCBI's taxonomy places the organism in Eukaryota, Metazoa, Arthropoda, Insecta, Lepidoptera, Pieridae. The coding region runs from base 129 to 1184 and encodes 351 amino acids.